Molecule: messenger RNA, 421 nt
Organism: Rotaria sordida
Lineage: Eukaryota; Metazoa; Rotifera; Eurotatoria; Philodinida; Philodinidae
Source: the annotation of a GenBank genome assembly
AUAGGCGAAUCCAGUUGCGAAAUACCGCGAAAAUCCGGAUUUCGGCCAGGAUUUGCCGUUUUGGAGAGGAUCCAAGCAUCAAAUCGAGUCGGGAAGGUGUUCAUUCGAUAGAGCGCGUCGAGUUCUAUCUUGAUAUAGCCUUUUCACCAUUUGGUAUAAGCUACAGGCGAAUCCAGUUGUGGAAUACUCGAAUCCAGGUCCAAGAUAUCCUACGUUUCAUCUUAUUGAUUUGUCAGUUGUCAAUGCAUGGUUUUUGUACCCACGCCACUGUUGGCAAAUAAAGCUUCAAAAAAAUGAUAUAAUGUCUUUAUUGACUUUUCGCAUAAAUAUUGCUACUGUUUUACUUAAAUCUAGUCCACCAACACCUAUCAUAAAACGUGGUCGACCAUCAUUAGAAUCAAAAUUAAAUGAAAAUAAUUGA